Molecule: messenger RNA, 3070 nt
Organism: Gorilla gorilla gorilla (western lowland gorilla)
Lineage: Eukaryota; Metazoa; Chordata; Mammalia; Primates; Hominidae
Gene: PJVK
Product: pejvakin
Biological process (GO): programmed cell death
Cellular component (GO): cytoplasm
Source: RefSeq, a predicted model, not a curated record
CUCCGCGCCCGCCCCUGCCGGCCCUGACCAGCCUGUAGUAACUGGCCCCUAGGCCGCAGUUCUUUGUCCUUAGCAGGAGGCCGUUUCUUGCCCGGAGAGAGGGAUUGGAGGGAUUGUCCGGCGUGGGUCUAGGGUCGUUGAGGCCUAAAGUUAAGCCUUUGUCGGGAGGACGGAUUGGGGGCUGGGUCACUUUAAGAAAAAGAUUUUAAAAUUCCGAAGGCAGAAUUCCAGGGAGUCUCCCGGGCCUGGUCCUGAAGCUUGAGACCACGGAUAUAUACGCUCCAGGGGGCUGCGGUGGGCUCUUCGGAUCCCCGAGCCCUGUGUUUAGGAACACGCGGGGACGUCCAAACACCCCCUCCUCUCCCGCUGGGCGGGCUCCUUUGUCUUCUGGUCUUUCGUCGCGAGAUGGAACGCUGGGUCAGUGCAUCCCAGCAAAACACGUUAGGAGUAAACGAAGGCCUUUCCGGGGACCUGGGUAGUCGGUUGUAAUGGCGUUUGCCUGGGAUGCAGCACCUUUGGUGGGCCAUUAGAUGACGUGUCGCUUCUCCAGGGGCUUGCUAGGCACUAGCAGAAAUGCCCCCCUGUGCUUACUCGGUGUUAUGGAAGAUUGCUUGCACAAUGCUAUUCGUACGAAAGGAUAUUAUUAAAAGUGAUUUAUGGGCGGGCGCGGUGGCUCACGCCUGUAAUCCCAGCACUUUAGGAGGCCGAGGCGGGCGGAUCGCCUGAAGUAAGCAGUUCGAGACCAGCCUGGCCAACAUGGUGAAACCCUGUCUCUACUAAAAAUACAAAAAUUAGCCGGGCGUGGUGGCAUGCGCCCGUAAUCCCAGCUACUCGGGAGGCUAAAGCAGGAGAAUCGCUUGAACCCGGGAGGCAGAUGUUGCAGUGAGCCGAGAUCGCGCCGUUGCACUCCAGCCUGGGCGACAGAGUCAGACUCCGUCUCAAAAAAAAAAAAAAAAAAAGCGAUUUGUUGUUUUGUUAGCAUGUGAGCCCUGGAUGCUUGAAACAAGUGAAAGAUGUUCAGAAUCUAAUCAAAUUAUAUCAUCUGAUGCUUUAAUUAGAGCCUAUUCUCUCUUCCUCUCCGUCUAUAUAUGUAUGUAUAUAGGUUACUAUCCAUCACUGUUUUAAUGGAUAUCUUAUUGGAAGGGCUACAGUAUUUCAAAAUAUAUGAACUCCGCAUAACACCUAUGGCAAAACAUUUCAGCAGUCAGAGCUUUGUCAAGCAAGUUGGAGAUGGAGGGAGAUUAGUUCCUGUUCCAAGCCUCAGUGAAGCUGACAAAUAUCAACCUCUAAGUCUCGUGGUAAAAAAGAAGCGAUGCUUUCUGUUUCCUAGAUGUAAAUUUACUUCAACACCUUUUACACUGAAAGAUAUUCUCCUAGGAGACAGAGAAAUUUCAGCUGGUAUUUCAUCUUAUCAAUUACUGAAUUAUGAAGAUGAAUCAGAUGUUUCACUCUAUGGAAGGCGAGGUAACCAUAUUGUAAAUGACGUUGGGAUUAACGUUGCUGGAUCAGAUUCCAUUGCAGUGAAAGCUUCAUUUGGUAUAGUAACCAAACAUGAAGUGGAAGUAUCAACAUUACUCAAAGAAAUUACUACACGAAAAAUUAACUUUGACCACAGCUUGAUACGUCAGUCAAGGAGCAGCAGAAAGGCAGUAUUGUGUGUGGUCAUGGAGAGCAUCCGAACCACACGACAGUGCUCACUGUCUGUGCAUGCUGGAAUUCGAGGGGAAGCAAUGAGGUUUCACUUUAUGGAUGAACAGAAUCCCAAGGGAAGGGACAAAGCUAUUGUUUUCCCAGCACAUACAACCAUAGCUUUCAGUGUUUUUGAACUCUUCAUAUACCUGGAUGGUGCCUUUGACCUUUGUGUCACUUCAGUGUCAAAAGGAGGAUUUGAAAGGGAAGAAACGGCAACAUUUGCACUGCUGUACAGGUUGAGAAAUAUCCUAUUUGAAAGAAAUAGAAGAGUGAUGGAUGUCAUUUCUCAUUCACAGCUUUACUUGGAUGAUCUUUUUUCUGACUACUAUGACAAACCUCUCAGCAUGACUGAUAUUUCACUCAAAGAAGGGACCCAUAUCCGAGUUAACUUACUUAAUCACAACAUUCCCAAAGGGCCUUGCAUACUCUGUGGAAUGGGGAACUUCAAAAGGGAGACAGUUUAUGGGUGCUUUCAGUGUUCUGUUGAUGGUCAGAAGUAUGUGAGACUUCAUGCAGUUCCUUGUUUUGAUAUUUGGCACAAGAGGAUGAAAUAAAAUGAAAAAUGAAUACACCGUGUUGGUGUUUUAGGUGCAGUUGUGCCACAAACCUUCCCUAAAUUAUCUAGGUUUGCUUUGAUGAGUUAAAUUAAAAUGAGAAAAGCAAAAAGAAAUGAACCUGUCUGGGUAUCAUAUUCCCUAUCUAUAAAGUAGCAAUUAUAACAGUAGUGUCUAUUUCUUAAGUUGUCAUGAAAAUUAAUAACAUUGUUUAUAUCAAAAAAGAUUUACAUAUAAAAUUCAGAGAUUAUGAAUCAUGCCAGUAACUUUAGAAUCAUUUUUGGGAUGUAGUCUAUCAUUUUAGUUCCCUUUUUUUUUUUUUUGAGACAGAGCCUUGCUCCGUCACCCGGGCUGGAGUACAGUGGCAUGAUCUCAGCUCACUGCAACCUCUGCCUCCUGGGUUCAAGCAAUUCUCUGCCUCAGCCUCCCGAGUAGCUGGGAUUACUGGCGCCCGCCACCACGCCUGGCUAAUUUUUUGUAUUUUUAGUAGAGACAGAGUUUUACCAUCUUGGCCAGGCUGGUCUUGAACUCCUGACCUUGUGAUCCACUUUCCUCGGCCUCCCAAAGUGCUGGGAUUACAGGCAUGGGCCACCGUGCCUGGCCUAGAUAACUUUUUAUAUAAUUAAGAGAUUUUUGUAAAUACCAAUUUUAUUUUCAAUCAACUUUCAGUUCAAUAUGUAAGGAUGACAAGACUGCACAAGUAGCAACUUUAUGGUGUUUCAACUAUUGCCUUUGGUCUGGUAAAAUGAGAAAAAUGUGUUAAUAAUUUAAUGCAAUCUUAAAUGUUUAAUUGCCGUAUCAAAUUAAAAGCACACUGAACUCAA